AUGAAUUUGUUUGCUGAAGUUGUUGAGGUACUUAAUUAUGUCAAAGAUGAGGGGUCUAGUUUAUCUAACCGUAAUCAAGCAAAGGGUAUUUGGUCAUAUUUCAAGACACUUGAUUUCGUGUUUCUUUUACACUUGAUGUUGGAAAUUCUAGGCCUCACAGAUACCUUGUCAAAGCAUCUUCAAAAAAAAGAUCAAGAUAUUUUGGAAGCGGCUUCAUUAGUAAAAGGGACAACAAAAGCACUAAUAGUUUUUAGAAAAGAUGGGUUUCCGCAAAUUUGGAAGAAGGUAUGUGCUUUUCGUGAAAAACAUAGUAUUGGAAUUGUGGACAUGUCGGAAUAUUAUGGUACCCCACGAAAGCGUAGGACCAAUACGACUAAUCAACAUCAUUUUGAAGUUGUGACUUUUAACAUGGUUUUAGAUAUGCAAAUUCAAGAAUUUGGGGAUCGAUUUAGUGAAGUUAGCACGAAGCUGAUAGAGAACAUGGCGACUUUGAGUCCUUGUGACUCAUUUUAUAGUUUUGAUAAAUCAAAGUUGUUGAAGCUAAGCGAGAUAUACAAAAAUGAUUUUGACGAUUCAGAAAGAGUGCAUCUUAAUGGACAACUUGAUAUCUAUUAUCACUCUUUGCUCCAUGAUGAGAAAUUUGUCAACUUGAAGGGAAUUGCAGACCUCUCUCGUUUAUUAGUGGAAACAGGGAAACACUUAUCUUUUCCUUUGGUUUAUAGAUUAUUAAAACUAACUUUGGUUUUGCCUGUCGCAACCGCAACCGUUGAACGAUGUUUUUUCUGCAAUGAAGUUGUUGAAGACUAA
Molecule: messenger RNA, 807 nt
Organism: Lactuca sativa (garden lettuce)
Lineage: Eukaryota; Viridiplantae; Streptophyta; Magnoliopsida; Asterales; Asteraceae
Source: RefSeq, a predicted model, not a curated record